CCCCUCCCUCCAGUGUCCGACACCAGCUGCUGGCCUGUCUUGAUUGCGUGUGUGUGACACGCUGUCGAUUGCAGUAGAGUACUGGUCCUAAACGCAUCACCAUCAUCAGUCAACAUCACAAAAAGGAAAGCAUCUGAUAAAUAUGGCGGCCUUGGUUUUGAAGACGGCGGAGAGACUCCUGUACAGGAACCUGUGCGCAGCUCGCAGGGCUCAUUUAAACGCCGCCACGCGAUCCGCCAACAAGAUCUGUUGCUGUUACUUGUCUACAACUAGCAACCGGUACACUCAGUUCUACAAUAACCCUUUUGAUGCAGUGAAAGAUAUUCCCAAUGGUUCCACGUUGCUGGUGGGAGGUUUUGGCUUGUGUGGGAUCCCAGAAAACUUGAUCAACAGUUUACUGAAGACAGGAGUGAAGAGCCUCACCGCAGUCAGCAAUAAUGCUGGGGUGGACGAUUUUGGCCUGGGGCUUCUCCUGCAGACCAAGCAGAUCAAGCGGAUGAUCUCAUCCUAUGUGGGGGAGAAUGCAGAGUUUGAGCGCCAGUACCUCUCUGGGGAGCUGGAGGUUGAGCUCACGCCUCAGGGCACCCUAGCAGAGAGGAUUCGGGCUGGGGGUGCAGGCAUCCCAGCAUUCUUCACUGCCACAGGCUAUGGUACACUCAUUCAGCAGGGUGGCUCGCCUAUCAAGUAUAGCAAAGAUGGCAGCAUCACCAUCGCCAGUGAGGAGCGGGAGGUGCGGACUUUUAACGGAAGGCAUUAUAUAAUGGAGAAAGCCAUCACAGGGGACUUUGCUCUGGUCAAGGCCUGGAAAGCUGACCGUGCUGGGAACAUUGUUUUCAGAAAAACAGCAAGAAACUUCAAUCAGCCCAUGUGCAAAGCAGCCAAAGUCACAAUUGUGGAGGUGGAGGAGAUCGUGGAUGUGGGGACUUUUGCUGAGGAGGACAUUCACAUCCCAAGCAUCUAUGUCCAUAGGGUUGUUCAAGGCAAGCAAUAUGAGAAAAGGAUAGAGAAACGGACUGUGAAAAAAGCACAGGCAGAGAAGCCCAAACCGAAGAAGGAGUCGGACAUGGUUCGAGAGAGAAUCAUUCGACGAGCAGCUCUAGAGUUUGAGGAUGGGAUGUACGCAAACCUGGGCAUUGGGAUUCCUAUGCUGGCUAGCAACUUUAUCAAGCCUGACAUCACAGUGCACCUGCAGAGUGAGAAUGGUAUCCUGGGCCUGGGGCCUUACCCAACGGAGGACCAGGUGGAUGCAGACCUCAUCAAUGCCGGUAAAGAGACGGUCACCGUGCUUCCAGGCGCUUCCUACUUCUCUAGUGAUGAGUCCUUUGCCAUGAUCAGAGGGGGUCACAUUAACCUGACCAUGUUGGGAGCCAUGCAGGUGUCUCGGUAUGGAGAUCUGGCCAACUGGAUGAUCCCGGGAAAGAUGGUCAAAGGCAUGGGUGGAGCCAUGGACCUUGUGGCUAGUGCUGGGACUAAAGUCGUUGUCACCAUGGAACACUCUGCCAAGGGAGGUGGACACAAGAUCUUGGAGAAGUGCAGUCUUCCGCUGACUGGGAAGCAGUGUGUAGACCGCAUCAUUACAGAGAAGGCUGUGUUUGAUGUGGAUAAGGACCAAGGGCUCAUUCUGAUUGAGGUGUGGGAGGGCCUUACCCCAGAUGACAUCAAGAAGUGUACAGGGGCAGAUUUUGUGGUUUCGCCAAACUUGCAACCAAUGCAGCAGAUUUGAAAAUGAAUGAACUUUCAACAUUUAAUAUCUUUGAAGCCUUCAUCAUCAACUUAGACUGGACACAUCCUGACAUUACCACAAACUUCUUCAGUGUCUGAAGAAUGCCUUCUGUGAAUGCAUCAUAUCCAUUGUAUUUAAUUCACUUAGGGUGUCUGCUAAAGCAAAGAUGAAAUCUAGACUGGAGCAUUAUUAUGGUGACAAAACAAGUAUAUAGUGUUGAUGUUGGUCAUUUUCAAUUCUUGUGCAGUUAAAUUUCAUAACAAGUAAAAUAUGUAAUGCUUAAAUUAACACCUGAUACUGGCAUUUGUUUUUAUUAAAAAAAAAGGACCUUCAGAAUCAAGUUUCUUCCCCCCCUCCCCUCUCCAUCAAGGAGAUGUGGAUAUUGAUGAUGCCUUUCAGUUAUAGGUUCUUCUGAGUUUGUCUUUCUUUUCAAUAGUUUCUUCCUUGGUCUUUGUACAAAAUAUUAAAGUCUGUGUGCCACUGCAGCUUGAUGUUUUAACAUU
Messenger RNA from Scleropages formosus (Asian bonytongue), 2226 nucleotides. It is a transcript of the gene oxct1a, whose product is annotated as 3-oxoacid CoA transferase 1a. The coding region runs from base 143 to 1723 and encodes 526 amino acids. Gene Ontology annotation, cellular component: mitochondrion. The transcript has 17 exons. Gene Ontology annotation, molecular function: succinyl-CoA:3-oxo-acid CoA-transferase activity. Gene Ontology annotation, biological process: ketone body catabolic process. NCBI's taxonomy places the organism in Eukaryota, Metazoa, Chordata, Actinopteri, Osteoglossiformes, Osteoglossidae. The record is from RefSeq and is a predicted model, not a curated record.